CUAAAAUUUGCGCCAUCUUGGUUUAGUCGGUGUGUCUUUUUUUCUCGCGCUCAGUGCACGGAUCAGCGGACUGUGCAAAGAAAAUUUUUUCGCUUCUCCCCUCCCGGAGUAGGGAUCUCCCCGUGCGGCUGUGACGAACCUCAGUCAUCCGUUCCUCAUUGGUGUGACGACCCAACUACCGAGGCCCGGCACCAGCUUCGGCAGCGUCUAGCUUCGCAAUGUCGUCCAGAAAGAAGGUGCUACUUAAGGUCAUCAUCCUUGGAGAAAGUGGGGUGGGGAAGACUUCACUGAUGAACCAGUAUGUGAACAAGAAAUUCAGCAAUCAGUACAAGGCCACCAUUGGUGCAGACUUCCUCACCAAAGAAGUCAUGGUCGAUGACAGGCUGGUCACCAUGCAGAUAUGGGACACGGCCGGCCAGGAGCGAUUUCAGUCGCUGGGCGUGGCCUUCUAUCGAGGUGCAGACUGCUGUGUGCUGGUGUUUGACGUCACUGUGCCGGGCAGCUUCAAGGCCCUUGAGUCGUGGCGUGACGAGUUCCUCAUACAGGCCUCGCCUCGAGACCCCGAGAACUUCCCAUUUGUCGUCAUUGGCAACAAAGUCGACCUGGACAACCGGGGGGUGUCCACCAAGCGAGCCCAGGGCUGGUGCCAGUCGAAAAAUGGCAUCCCGUACUUCGAGACGAGUGCCAAGGAGGCCCUAAAUGUGGAACAGGCCUUCCAGACGGUGGCCAAGAAUGCGCUCGCCCAGGAGACGGACGUGGAGCUCUACAACGAGUUCCCCGACCAGAUCAAGCUGACGAACGAGCAGAAGCCACGCAGCCAGGGCUGCUGCUAAUCCCAUCUCCCCUUCUUCCAACAGACAGGCAACGUGAACGACCAACAACCCAGUGCUUGCACAUACUCCCAAUGCACUCCCAGCCGUCGUCUGCAAGCCUCAACACGAGCAGACUUCUUGGUGGCAGCAGAAGACGGGACUCUGAUCGUCUGCUUGUUUGAGCGAGCAGACGGCGACAGUGUGAAGUUUGUGUGUGCGCAUGCGCGUACUCCAGUGGGCCAAGGGGCACGCAGCUUGGCACUACGUUUCUCCGCUUUAUGCCGGCCUCUUGUCUCAAAAAGCUUUGUUUCUGGACACAAGAGUGUUCUAGGCAGGAUGCAGGAAGUCUUAAAGUCAUUGCCCGCCCCGCCGAGGCAGGUGUUGUGAGCAUGUGGGGUAGAGGCGUUGGCGGCAUUGUCUUUGGGGUGAUUAAGGUUGCUGCUGCACAUUUGUGUGAUCGUAUCUUCUCGAGGCAGCGUGGCAAGGUGGGGAAGGAAAAUGCGUAGCAGCCUCUGUUGCGAUCUGUGAAAUCAUUCUGGAUGCAACUGAGCGUAGCUUGUCAAUGCGCCCAUGGCUGGCAAUCUAGUGUUUGAGGGGGUUUUGUAUCGGACCAGCUUUCGGUGCACAAUUUGCUGUAAAUUUCGAUUUAAUGCGUUCCAGCACGGUAGAACUGUCGCGAUUAAAGUUGAACCUAACUGGCUGGCACGCUCUUUGAAUAAGGUUAUCUUACCCAUUGGAAAUGGGAAUAGGGGCGGCUGCAUAUGUGCACUGUGCACUUGAAGCUUUUGCUCUAGCACAGGUUGAAGCAUGCUGAAGUUCUCGUAUGCCAGCUGCAGGCAUUGUAAUAUAAGUUAUGCCCUGAUUUUACAAGGCUGAAGCCGUCGAUAGUAGGCGAAAGUAUUGGUUUCCUUUAACUCUCUUCCGUGCUUACAGCAUAUGGCAAUUCGUAUUUUCUUAUUCUUGUCUGGGCUAUUUCUACUGUUGAUUUCUGCUCUAACUCCCUCAGCUUUAGUAUUACGUAAGGUUUUUGAUAGACCACCUAGUACCUUGUGAAGGGCAGUGGCCUGUGGUAAUAUAGACUACUGUAGUAUUCUGCGUCUUUCAAUUCACCGGUAUUACAGGCAAUAGUUAUCAGUCUCGUUGCCACGUUUUUACAGUUUUCAUGCCUGCGUUCAAAUUAGGCAGUGUACUUUUGUGGCUCUUGUUAUCGGUAAGUGGGCCUUUUAUGCGCGUGAAAGUCCAAUGCUUAGUUAUGAAUAAAAAAGAAAAAGCAUUCUUAACAAUAAAUUUUGUUGGUACAUCUGCAAAGAACCUUUCCCUAGAUUUCUUCUUUUGUCAACAAUUCUGUACGUAAUGCAAUUCUCUAGCUUUGAAUAGCUGACAUGGAACCACUUGGUAGGCAGUUAUGUUCAUCUCUCGUAGUCCAAGCUUGAAUAUUACAGUGGUACGAGGUAAAAAAUGUUUCCUGGCUCUUUGCUGUUAUGCCUUUACCUCUGUUUUUCGCUACAGUGAGGCUGCAUGCAACUUUGCCCAAAGGCAAAAUUUUUCUUCCGUGGCAUGACGUCAAGUUGGGAAUGCUUUGUAUCUGUGCAGGGUGUGCUUUUUUUUUUUUUUUUUAGACAGAGCUGCACUAUUUUUUUAGGGAGGUGACUGAUGUCUGUGCUGGUGGUUACUAAUUUUAAGCCUCUGGUUUAUAUACAUACUGUUCAUGCCUCUUUCUCUGUUGUGCUUAUUUUAUACUCGUGUUACAACACUCUGCCGCGAACGACUUCUUUUAUGUUCCAGCUGCCAGCCCCUCGUCAUAGCAUGUUACAAAAGAUUCUUUCCUGUUUGAGAGAAAAGAAUGUGUAGGCCUUUUUUAUGAAUAAAUCCGCAGUGCGUACACUGUACUCGGUUAUGCA
Messenger RNA from Rhipicephalus microplus (southern cattle tick), 2713 nucleotides. RefSeq names its product RAS oncogene family member Rab7 (gene Rab7). The record is from RefSeq and is a predicted model, not a curated record. Gene Ontology annotation, molecular function: GTP binding; GTPase activity. Gene Ontology annotation, cellular component: late endosome; phagocytic vesicle; lysosome. NCBI's taxonomy places the organism in Eukaryota, Metazoa, Arthropoda, Arachnida, Ixodida, Ixodidae. Gene Ontology annotation, biological process: endosome to lysosome transport; phagosome-lysosome fusion.